Molecule: messenger RNA, 939 nt
Organism: Effrenium voratum
Lineage: Eukaryota; Dinophyceae; Suessiales; Symbiodiniaceae
Source: the annotation of a GenBank genome assembly
AUGCCCUUCCGGCCAGGCGGCAUGGCAACCAUCACCCGCAAGCAGGCACGACACGCCGUGACCCUGGCCGCCCUUGCGCUGGCGGUGACUCUGAAAGCCACUCUAGGCUUCGCAGGCGGCGUCGUCCGUGCUGGCUUGCGAGGUGCGGAGCCCUCUGCCGGGAAAGCAGCAAGUGCGCAGCCCUCUGCCUUCGAGGGGCUGCUGCCGGCCGCGGGGGCGCUGGCGGUGGGCGCUUCCGCCAUAGCACUGCGACGGUCCAGCGCAUCCAGCUCCAAGGGAUGGAGCCCUGUGGCUCUCAGGGCGACCAGGGUGGAGUGGUUCCGCAAGGUGAGGCGGAUCAGCGGGGACCGAGCAGUCUUCGACGUCACGGUGAAGAAGCCCAUGGGCCUUGUGCUGGAGUACCUGCCCGACAAGAAAGGUGGCAUGAGGGGUGUGGGUGUGAGUGAGAUUGUCAAAGACGGCAACGGAUAUGAGCUGAACAGGAAGGUCUGCGUGACCGAAGAGGAUGAGGGCAUGUGGAUCCUGGAGGGCGACAGAAUCAUCGCAGUCAAUGGCAUAGAGACGGUCGAUGCAUCCAUCGAGGACAUUGCGAGGCUAGUCGGCGAGUCCCCCGAUGAUUCGGUCGUCCUGACGCUGUGCCGCAACACGCGGCUCGGGCCUAUCAAGGUGGUGGUCCUGCCAGAGGGAGAGUUUGCUACGGUGCGUCGCAACUCCCGUCUCUCUUCAGCUGUGGAGUUUGCCAAGGGCAAGGAGAUCAAGUAUGGCUGCAUCGAUGGCUGGUGCGGAACUUGUUGGCACCGAGAGCGUGUCACCGGCUGGCUCUUCAAGCCGUGCUCCGACCUCAUCACCACGGACUGGGACAACGUGAUGCCGAUGGUGCUCUACCCCAAGCCGGAAAAGGCCGGCGACGCCACGCUCCUCUCACCCCGCGGGCAAUGA